Messenger RNA from Triticum aestivum (bread wheat), 1685 nucleotides. Its product is annotated as cytochrome P450 90B2-like. Gene Ontology annotation, biological process: multicellular organism development; sterol metabolic process; brassinosteroid biosynthetic process. The transcript is spliced from 8 exons. The coding region runs from base 1 to 1506 and encodes 501 amino acids. Gene Ontology annotation, molecular function: heme binding; monooxygenase activity; iron ion binding. The record is from RefSeq and is a predicted model, not a curated record. NCBI's taxonomy places the organism in Eukaryota, Viridiplantae, Streptophyta, Magnoliopsida, Poales, Poaceae.
AUGGCGGCCAUGAUGGCCUCGAUAACCAGCGAGCUCCUUUUCUUCCUGCCCUUCAUCCUCCUGGCCGUGCUCAGCUUCUACACCAUUACGGUUGCUAAAUGUAAUGCCGGCCGGACGAAGAAGAAGCGACCGAAUCUGCCGCCCGGCGCCGUCGGUUGGCCCUUCAUCGGCGAGACCUUCGGGUACCUCCGCGCGCACCCGGCCACCUCCAUCGGCCAGUUCAUGAACCAGCACAUCGCACGGUACGGGAAGAUAUACCGGUCGAGCCUGUUCGGGCACCCGACGGUGGUGUCGGCGGACGCAGGGCUGAACCGGUACAUCCUGCAGAACGAGGGGCGGCUGUUCGAGGUCAGCUACCCGCCAAGCAUCGGCGGCAUCCUGGGCAAAUGGUCGAUGUUGGUGCUUGUCGGGCACCACCACCGCGAGAUGCGCUCCAUCGCCCUCGACUUCCUCAGCUCCGCCCACCUCCGCGCCGUGCUCCUCCCGGAGGUUGAGCGCCACACCCUCCUCAUACUCCGCGACUGGCUGCUUUCCUCCUCCUCCGCCGUCUUCUCCGCCCAGCACGAAGCCAAGAAGUUCACAUAUAACCUGAUGGCGAAGAAUCUCAUGAGCAUGGAGCCUGGGGAGGAGGAGACGGAGCGGCUGAGGCUGGAGUACGUCACGUUCAUGAAGGGGGUGGUGUCUGCGCCCCUAAAGUUCCCCGGGACGGCCUACUCGAAGGCCCUCAAGUCGCGAGCCACCAUACUUGGAGUAAUCGAGUGGAAAAUGGAGGAGAGGCUUGAGCAAAUGAACAAGGAGGACUCGAGCACAGAAGCAGAUGAUCUUCUCGGGUGGGCAUUGAAGCACUCUAAUCUAUCAAAAGAGCAAAUAUUGGACCUCUUGUUGAGCAUGCUCUUUGCUGGGCAUGAGACAUCGUCAGUGGCACUUGCCCUCGCCAUCUUCUUCCUCGAAGGUUGCCCUAAAGCUGUCAAAGAACUGCGGGAGGAGCAUCUUGAGAUUGCUAGGAGACAAAAGCUGAGAGGGGACUGCAAAUUGAGCUGGGAAGACUACAAAGAGAUGGUUUUCACACAAUGCGUUAUAAACGAGACCUUGCGGCUAGGCAACGUGGUUAGGUUCCUGCACCGGAAGGUCAUUCGAGAUGUGCACUACAAUGGGUACGACAUUCCGAGCGGAUGGAAAAUUCUGCCGGUGUUAGCGGCAGUGCAUCUCGACUCAUCACUGUACAAAGAUCCCAACAGCUUCAACCCUUGGAGGUGGAAGGUCAGUGGCAACACAUCCGCCGUGGCGCACAACGGCAACUUCAUGCCCUACGGCGGCGGCACGAGGCUCUGCGCCGGGUCCGAUCUCGCCAAGCUCGAGGUGGCCAUCUUCUUGCACCACCUGGUGCUCAACUUCCGUUGGGAGCUCGCCGAGCCAGACCAGGCGUUCGUGUACCCGUUCGUGGACUUCCCCAAGGGCCUGCCCAUUAGGGUCCAUAGGAUUGCAAAGGAAGAAGGGGAAGACUAAAGCGUUUUGGCCGAGGACAUAUACGAUAGGUGAUUCAGUCUCGCGUCAAAGAGAAAUGUGCACAUGUUCGUCGUCGUUUUCUUUCCCUUUGGGCUUUGUGUUAUUUUUUCUUAGAACAGCGCUGCUUUAUUUAAAUAACUAGCAAGGCGGCCCUCGCAAAUGCGAGGGAAUGAUCUUGA